Messenger RNA from Menidia menidia (Atlantic silverside), 534 nucleotides. Lineage: Eukaryota; Metazoa; Chordata; Actinopteri; Atheriniformes; Atherinopsidae. The record is from the annotation of a GenBank genome assembly.
GAGUUCAGCCGUUUCCACGUGGAGAUCACGCCCAUGCUGGACCGGCUGCUGAACAACAGGAAGGAGUGGAACGCCCUGAAGGAAGUGCACGAGGCCAAGCUGGCCGCCAUCGAGGAGGCCAAGAAGGCCCAGGAGGAGGCCGGCCAGCAGGCGGCCGCCGCCCGGCAAGUCAAAGACCUGCAGCCUCAGCUAGACGUCCGGAGCCUGGUCCUGAUCCUGGUCCUGAUCCUGGUCCUGGUCCUGGUCCUGGUCCUGGUCCUGGUCCUGGUCCUGAUCCUGGUCCUGAUCCUGAUCCUGAUCCUGAUCCUGGUCCUGAUCCUGAUCCUGAUCCUCGUCCCAAAGGGGAUCUCUGUGGAGAAAACCCUACCCCAGUUUUAUCUCUGGUCAGUAAUGAUUCACCUUCUCUCUCCUCAGCCCAUGAUGGACAGAAAUAAAUCCGACGACCUGCCCAAGCUGCAGUGCGGUUUCAUCGACUUUGUCUGCGCUUUUGUGUACAAGGUGAGACGUCCAAUCAGUUUCUCUGGAGUCUGGUGA